Molecule: messenger RNA, 905 nt
Organism: Colletotrichum destructivum
Lineage: Eukaryota; Fungi; Ascomycota; Sordariomycetes; Glomerellales; Glomerellaceae
Product: Putative peptidase C12, ubiquitin carboxyl-terminal hydrolase
Exons: 1
Coding region: 150-905 (251 amino acids)
Biological process (GO): protein deubiquitination; ubiquitin-dependent protein catabolic process
Cellular component (GO): cytoplasm
Molecular function (GO): cysteine-type deubiquitinase activity
Source: RefSeq, a predicted model, not a curated record
UUUGUUUCUCUGAACCCACAACUUUCCAGCUUUUCACUUCAGGUCAUCGACUUCCGUCAUCCAUAAUAGCCUCUCUCUCCAGCCCGUUUGACAUCGGGCCAUCUCCCCUCAAUCAACACUAACCAAAACCCUCGGGUACCCGCCCAGCAAUGCCCGCAGACGGCGUCUACUUCUCCCCCACUGGGAAAAAGACCUUCAUUCCCCUCGAGAACAACCCGGACGUCUUCACCUCCCUCAUCCAUGACCUCGGCAUCUCAUCGUCGCUGGGCUUCUUCGACGUCUACAGCCUCGACGAGCCGGCCCUCCUGGCGCUCGUCCCGCGGCCCGCGUUGGCGCUCAUCUUCAUCGCUCCGGCGCCCAUGUACUACAGCGUCCGCGCCGCCGACGGCACGCGGACCGCGACGGAGGACGGCAUCACGUACAAGGGGGCCGGGCCGCAGGAGCCCGUGACGUGGUUCCGGCAGACCAUUGGCCACGCAUGCGGGCUGUACGCGCUCUUUCACGCCGUCGGCAGCGGGGAGGCGCGCGAGUUCGUGACGGAAGGGUCGUUGAUGGAUCGGCUGCUGAAGGAGGCGGAGCCGUUGGGGUGGGAGGCGAGGGCCGAUGUGUUGUACCGGAGCGAGGAGCUUGAGGAGGCGCACAUGAAGGCCGCGCGGAGGGGGGACACGGCGGCGCCCUCUGGGGAGGAGCCUGUGGGUUAUCACUUUAUCGCGUUUGUCAAGGGCCGGGACGGGCACCUGUGGGAGUUGGAGGGCGGUUCGGACGGGCCUGUGGACCGGGGGUUGUUGGAGGAAGGGGAGGAUAUGCUGAGCGAGGGGGCGUUGGAGAGGGGUGUCAAGAAGUUCCUGAGCUACGCGGAUGGGAAUUUGGAGUUUAGCAUUAUUGCGCUGGCGAAGACGGAGUGA